AAUGCUUCCAAGUGUUGUUGGGAAGCAUGGAGUUGGACAAAAAGGAGGAAGAAGGGGUGUGUUAGAAUCACCGACUGCUUUUCAGGACUCCAGCAACGACCAGCCAGCCAGUGUCUGGUGAACGCGCAUGUGUGCGUCCAUGCGCGCGCGCGUGCGUGCGUGUGUGUGUGUGGACCAGCAGGCAACACACACUUAACAUUCGUUCGCAACAUGGCGUUGAAGCGCCGAGAGACACGACGGCUCUCCCCCGACUAAUGCAUCCUCAUUGUCAGGAAAGCCGGGGACUGUUAACCAAAGAGACCUAAACAUUCACAGAGACUCCUUUACGCGCCGGCAGACAGAAUAGCGGAUUCCAACAUAUGCAUGUCGCUAUAACGGUAUAGCUGGUUGUAUAGACGUACGGUGCUACCCCACUGGUGGAAAUCAAAGGCUGUACAUGGCGGUGGAGAGUACAAUUUGGCUGUUCUGUCUUCUUUCGCUGUUUUGUGGUCCAUCCAAGCAAGAAAGGCCUGUUUCGCUGGAGCUGAGCUGUGGGGCUGGUCCGAGCCAUGUAGUGUUGGAGCCAGAUUUGCCCCUCUUGCUGGAAUGUAACCUCGGUGUCAGCGAUGCACCUUUCAAUGUCACCUGGCUUCAGGAUGGCCAUCCUCUGCCUCUCGGUGACUUCCUGCAGAAUUUGGCCAACGGAUCCCUCCUCCUGCUGCCCACCUUUAAGGAUGGCCAACCUCCCCAGGGAAUGGAGGGGGGCUACAGCUGUGUGAGUGCCAGUGCCCUUGGAGCCCUGACCAGUCGGACUAUAAAUGUUCUCCUAGCAAGUCUGUCAAAGUUCCAUCAGGAGCCAUCACCACAAACAGUGCUCGCUGGGGGAGCUGCCCGCUUCGAGUGCCAGAUUGAGGGAGUACCCACACCUGUUAUUACCUGGGAAAAGGACAAAGUGGCUGUACCUGAGGAGACAAGCAGGUUCAUUUCCCUUCCUAACGGGGUGCUCCAGAUUCUGGAGGUGACCAAGGAGGAUGAGGGUGCCUACCGCUGUGUUGCAUCCAACUCUGCCAGGAAGGACAUCAGUCAUGAGGCCAGGCUCACUGUCACCACAGGUUCUACUGAAGCUCUGAACAGAGUUGCGAUUGUUGCACCACCUCAGAAUGCAACAGUCGUGCUCGGCCGUCCCGCUGUGAUGGAGUGCAUGGCACAAGGCCAGCCGAAGCCACUGGUGUCCUGGAGCAGACAAGACGGAAAGCCCAUUUCCACAGAUGUGGUUGUCCUCGCCACAAACCUGGUGAUUAGGGACACGAGGCGUCACCAUGCCGGCGUCUAUGUCUGCCGGGCCAACAAGCCCAAGACCAGAGAAUUUGUCAUUGCUGCUGCUGAGCUGCGUGUGCCUGCCCCUCCAGUGAUUCUCCAGCCCCCAGAGACAGCGUCUCUCUCCCGGGGGAACACAGCCAGGUUUGUGUGCAACAGCUCAGGGGAGCCACCUCCAGUGUUGCUCUGGCUGAAGAACGGCCUGCCCAUCAAGUCUUUCAGACGGGUGAAGACCCAAAGCCCUGGAGUCCUGCUCAUCAACCAGCUGGCCCUGGAGGAUGCGGGCUAUUACCAGUGCAUAGCAGACAAUGGACUGGGCACGGCCUGUGCCACUGCCAAGCUGACGGUCAUUGUGAGGGAAGGUCUGCCCAGCUCUCCUCGCCACCUGUCUGCCACGCCCUACACCAGCACAACUGCCCUGCUUACCUGGGAGAAACCUGAGUACAACUCUGACCAAAUCAUCGGCUACUCUGUGCACUGCCAACGCGCCGCAGGCUUAGAUAAUGUGGAGUACCAAUUUGCAAUGAACAACGACACCACAGAGUAUCAUGUCAAAGAGCUUCUGCCCCAUACUGCCUACACAUUCUUUGUGGUGGCUUACUCUCCCAUGGGUGCCAGUCGCCCAUCCCUGCCUGUCACUGUAGAGAUGCUGGAGGACGUGCCGAGUGCACCUCCUCAGCUGUCUAUAGCCAGCACCUCUCCCACAGACAUCAGGCUGAUGUGGCACCCAUUGUCCUCGCAGCACAGUCGAGGAGCUGUUACCCGCUACCGCAUUGACUACAGCACCCUGGAUCAGGUGGACACUGUGUUCUCAGUGGAAGUGGGGGGUAAUGAGACUCAGUUCACACUAAGAGAGCUGCAGCCCAACCACGCGUACCGACUGAGGAUAGCAGCUGGAACAGGCGUUGGCUUUGGGGUUCCCUCUGAGUGGGCCCAGCACCAAACAUUAGCCCACUACAAUCACAGCAACCACAGCAUGGUGAUCUUUGCCCCUACUGAGCUGAAGGUCAGAGCCAGAGUGAACACACUCAAUGUGACAUGGCAUCUCUCACCCAAUCACACACUGGUGUCUGGCUACAAGCUGUCCUGUCGAGAGGUGGAGGCUGAUGAAUCAGCCACUGGAGAAAGGACAACGCAUACCCACAUCAUCAGGCUCCGUAAGAAGGCCAGGUAUCAUCUCCUCACUGGGCUGGCGCCUGACCGGCAGUAUGAGGUGAGGGUUUGGGCUUUCAACAAGCAGGUAGAUGGAGCGGCUGCUGUGUGGAAGGGAAGGACAGACAAGGCCCAUGACAAAACAUCAGCACUGCCCAUGCGACCCCCUCCAUUGCCCCCAAGCAGCAUCCAAGCCACAGCCAACAGCUCCACCUCCAUCUGGCUUCGCUGGGAGAAACCACGGUUCAGCAAUGUGCGCAUCAUCAACUACACAGUGCGCUGCAGCCCAGCGGGAACCACCAACGCCUCCCUGGUCUCUUAUCACACUAGCUCUUCUCAGGAGAUACUGCUCGGGGCGUUGAAGCCCUUCACCCGUUAUGAGCUGGCAGUGCAGUCUAAUGGAGUGGACGUGGUGGGACCCUUCAGUGGCACAGUGGAGGAGUCUACUCUGUCCGACCGGCCCUCCACACCUCCGGAGGAGCUGCAGCUGAGCACACCGGACUCCUCCUCUGUGCUGGUGAGCUGGCGCCCUCCGCUGGAGCCUAACGGUAUCAUCAUCAGCUACAGGAUCUUGUACAGCGGCAACCUCAGCCAGCCUGAGCACUUGUGGGAAAACCUGUCACGGGAUGGGAGCAUUACCAGUGUGGAGGUCCAGGGUUUGUCGAGUGGCACCCGUUACUUUUUUAAGUUGGGAGCUUCUACUGAGGUGGGGCCAGGGCCUUAUUCACCUGUAAAGGAUGUUCACACCCCUCUAGAGAAAUAUGAACUGAAGAUCCAUGCAGUGAUAGGCAUCAUAGUCGGUGUGUGUCUGGGACUGAUAUGCAUCCUCCUCUGCAUGUGCUUCAGCUUUCGUAAUAGCAAAUCCAGGGAGAUGUCAGGUGGCCUGGACUCCACAGCUGUGACCCCUCAGUUCAGGAGAGGAGGCAGCCCCCUUCCCUCGAACCUGCCGGAGUGCAGCGAUAGCCAUGAGCUGGAGACACUGAUGCCCCCAGGCAGCCAAGAGCCUGGUCAGCCACUAGAAGAGGCCCCAGAGGAACAGAGCCUGAUGUCAAGUGUUAAUCCAGAGGAAGAGGAGGAUGCCCCUGCACCUGAACCCAAGGCAGCUUGGAAUGGCUCUGUGAGUCAUAACUGGGCCAACAGAAUCACUAGAUACAGAGACACCAUAACAGAAGACUCUCCGACACUCAUUAAUGGAGCUCUCAACAUGCUAAUUACUGAUAACGGCACGGACUUAAAUCGUCUGUGUACAUCCAUGUGCAGUAACCGGGUGGAGGCAGAAGUCAUCGUUCACUCAGAGCUGGCAGAUCCAGGGACAGAGAAAGAGGAGAAGGGCAGCGUAAAGGAUACUAACACCACCAGGGGACCCUCAUUAUCAGAGGAGAGAUAUUCCCCUUUGAGCCAGCCAACCCCACCAGGAGAGGAGGAUAAUCUAGAAAAACUGGCCCAAAGCCCCUCAAAUCUUCUCUCGAUAAAGUUGGUGGCCAAUCACAACGGGGAGCUAAAAGGCACUGGAGACCAGCCAAACAAAGACUUAGAGCCACAGCAGGACAUGGGGCUAACCAAUGGCUUCCACUCCCCAAAGACCAUGCAGUCUGUACUGAGGGCGGAGCAUCUGGAAAAUGGGGACUCCAGACACUGCCCUUCGGCACCAGGGAAAACUAUCUCUGCCGGGCUGUCCCCUGCCCCCUUUGUCAGCUCCGGCUUUGUCCACUCUACCUCAGCAGCACACAGUUAUCUGUGCCCGUAGCCUCUGCACGUCGGGCAACGACCCUUACACACACAUACAGUACAGACUGAUCUUCUUUCUUUUACGUACCCAGGAAGAAUCCCUAAAUAUUAUUUUUAUGCACCUCAUAAUCGGAUUCCUUUCUCUUCCUUGCAAAGUUUUUAUAAGUACUUUGAAUCCAUUGUUUCAUACGUGUGUAUAUACAGUAAAUAUAUACAGUAUAUUUUUAGUGGUAGAGUACUGUAUAUGGGUAUGCAUUCUCUGGCAUUGGUACAAUAUUUUCCUCUGGGUUUCCCUCCCAAUGGUUGGAAAGAAAAGAAAGAUUUAACUAACCAAGCAGAUGGAAGUGGACUGAAGGAGGCUAUUCCCACUGUGUCGUACAUGGCUCUGUUCCACUCAGGAAUGAGAAAGCAUGGGAUGUUCCGUGAGUGAGAUGGGCUGUCAUCCUGGAUGUUUGGUUCGGAAGCGCAGUCCCAAUGGGUCUCUCUGGGCUUUGUCUGGUGGAUGCUACUUUACUGUGGCACUGAGGAAUAAGCCUUAAAGAGUAUCUGCACACUCUGAGAAUGCAGAACACCUGUAUCUCUCUCCUGCCUCCUGCUGUCUCAGGGUCCACACAAACACACACACACAGAAAGCUAUAAUAUAACUGAUUCCAAUGGUAUCUCACACAAACUCACAGUCACCCAUGAACACACAUUUACGCACACACAUUUCAUUUCCUGACUGGAGUGUGGAGGUCUCAGGUGCCUAAUUAUCGUAGGUGAAUUUAUAAUCUGUAUAUUUCUAUAUAGGAUUAUAUUCAGUACAAAUACAAAACACAUCUCAAUAUGAAGACAAAAACACUUAAAUUGUAAAAACAUGUGAGUAUACAGAUUUGGUACACGUGAAGAAUUCUUUUCUGAAAUGCCAUAUAUCCGGGUGUGAUUUUGUAAAGCAGGGACACUCAGAUGAAAAGUAAAAGGUGGUUUUGCUGUCAGAUGGUGGAGAUCUCAUUUUGGAAUCAAAGUAUUUUAAAGUUCAUGUUGGUAUUGGUGUAAUUAUGUUGGUGGGAGAACUAGAGGAGAUGUCACAACAACACAUCUGUCUGAUCACUCUUCUGGUUUGGCUUCCAAUUAGGGAUGUACCGAUGCAAUUCUGUGCCAUUAGCUGUCAUUUUUAACUCUGUAUAGUCAGUUGUAUGUGAAGUGCUUGCCAUGUUUUUAAUUCCAGGGAAAUUCAACUUGACUCGACAAGCCCAUCUGAUUCCAGCUGUAUGAGAACAUUUCCACAAUGCUCUACUCUGCUACAGUACCAUAAAUUAACAAAAGCUGACUUGAAAUGUCUGCAUUUAUCAGAUAGGAAAGGAGUUUGAUGAGAAAUAAAUAAAUAAAUGUGCUCUAUUUCUUUUACAUUGAUCCCAAACAGUUCAAUAUAUUCCUUUAAGUAUUCAAUCAGCUUGCUUUCCAUAAUUGACCCAUAUGUGAAGCUGUGUGAGUCAGUGUUGAUUUUGCCAGUGUAAAAUUGGAACUGGCGCAUCUCUACUCCUUACCGACAACACUACCUCAUUUCUUUUCAGGAUGGCUUCCAGUGUGGUUUCAUUCGUUUUUUGUAUAUUACCUUUUUAAGAUCACUUUCUUAACUUGUCUGACUUAUCCGCCUUUGCUAUUUACAGAAAUUAUUGUCCGACACUGUGACUGUAUGUUCUUGUGUUUUGUCAAAGGAAUUAUAUCACUUUAGUGCACUGCAGCUUCUUCUCGGAUGUCUGAAAGAUUGUGUCACUCAGUAUUAGGUUACUGUUUUCUACAGCUCCACAGAAAACAUAAACACCCAGUGUCUUUGAUAUAAAGCACCUAAAACAAGGUCCAGCUAUGAUGUAAAAUGUAAAACCAAAAAUUAAUCACAUUCAAAGGAAACAAUAAAAAAAUAAAAUAAAAACUGUAAAUGCCUGGUCAUACCAGCAUUUAAAACAGUGAUUCCAUUGGAAUGAAUCAAAAUUGCAGUGAUCAGAGGAGGCAAAAUUAAGCUGUGGUAAUAUAGAGUUAAAUUUCUGUGAACUUUGACAUGAGAAUUUGCAACAUUGACCAUUAGCAAGCCGUCUUUGCUAACCUUAGACGGGAUGGAGAGUCGUAGUCCAAAAUGGAGAAGGCCAUUUUAGCUCAUUAGCUAUUUUUGGUGGAAGAAAACAGAACAGUAAUAGUAGUAGUAGUAGUAGUAGCAGUUGUGAAUGGUUGGCACUACUCAGCUAGCCAGCUACAGCAAUUCACCAACCAAGCAUGGAUUUAUAGAAAGACCUGGAUAUGAAGUAGCCGCUCAUCUUGGCUUCCAGUUUUGCCUGGUGUCCACUUGCAGCCCAAAAAGCAUUUUCCCCAUAGACCACCAUUAUAAGAGACAUUUGUAAAACUGUUGACAGGACACCUAGAACUGCAAACAAGGUCAAUUAUGACUCUUUUCAUUAUAAAGUUUUGAUUGGAGAUAUUAGUUAAACUACUGCUGUGCGACAUCCUCAGUGGGUCAUAUACCCCCCAGAAGUAAACCUGGAAGCUGGAAACUUUUUUGGCCUAUGUGUCAAGCAAGCAAUUCUUAUUGGACUGUAGAGGCACCAUCUUUGGGUUAAGUAUCCAUGUCUUAUUAGACAACUUGCAAGCUGGUUCCAUUAGGUACUUCACAUCAAAGAGACUAUUUUAAGGAUGCUGAUACUUAAACUGUUUUAACUCAGAAAGGGUGAGGGUUACUCUGUAGGAGUGCAAUAUAAGAUGAUUAAUGAUAUGUUAUACAUAGAUUCUAAGAAAAUUGAAAGUUUGCCAAGGUGUGAUCAGUUAAUAAUAUUAAUAAUAGUAACGAUAUCCACGUCAAAGAAUGACAGAAUUUUGCCCUUUUGUACAUGAUGUCUCAUCUUCUCUCAGGGGGCUUUCUUCUAGUCAUCCAAACGAUUGUAUCCUGCCCAUGUUUCUAUCCAUGUCCAUUUAAGUGUCAUCUCAUCAACUUAACUCAAUCACAUCAGCAACAAAAAUGUAAAUGGUUCCUCAUGACAUAUAUGAAACACCCUGAACAUAUUUCCCACCAACAUAAUUGUGUUUUCUUUAAAACUAAGUAUUGUUCUUGAUUUUCUGAACAAAAUGUAUGGUUGGUACCUCAAAGAGACUUAUUUUUUAUUAGCAUUGCCAUGUAUGUACUUAACAUCACAACUAGAUUGUUGUUUUUACUGCAGUAGCAGUCAUAUAGGGACAGAUGUGAAUGUGUUCUUAGCGAACCUGGGUCAAACAUUAAUUAGAAGGUAUUAUGGGGGUAAAUGCGUGGGGUUUGCCACAUCAGGAGAAAUCAGAUUUACACAUUGUCAGUUACAGAAAUGUUUAUGAAAUACCUUCUUAUCAGACUUCAAAAAAUGUAUGGCAUUCACUAUACUGUGCUAUUUGGCAAAACACACUUAAAUGGUACAUAAAGAGCAAUUCCACAGCAAGCUCACUGGUGGGAGGAAACUGCUGCUGCAUCACUCAGCCUCAGGCCUCAGGCCUGUUUUGCAUGUGGUUACACUCCAAUUAGUGAUGUCAGAGCAGGUUUCCAUCAGCUGUUAAAAGUAAACACCUGCUGGGACAUCAUUGAUUUGGGUGACAAUUUAAAUGUAUAGAGAGCAGUGCAGACACAGCUUUCUGUCCUGUGGUUUGAGGACUAUUUGUCAUUGAAAUGCAGUCAGCUGACGUUAACCACCAAAACUAAUGUGUGUAUAUUUAUGACCCGGGUUCUUUAUUGAAACUGUUUUAUCUUGAUACUGAUUCUCAUCAUCUUCAAAAGCCUGUAUGUCCUGUGUCCAGAGAGAAGCAUAAUAGUCUCAAAAGCAUUCCAGUUUGAUAUUUUAAACAUACCUCUCUCAGUCAACGGCAGCCAUGAUUAGCCAUGCUACCUUAAGAAGAGACGUGUUAAAAUCCCUGUGUUGCUGCUGCUCUGAUAGUUUUCAUCCAGACCUGGGUUCAGUUCUUCCAUUCACUACACCAUACGCACAUAUUGAGGCCUAAGCUGCAGUAUUUGCAGCUUACAGCCAAGUGGAUGGAGGUCACUGAAUCAGGGCCAUAAGUUGACAAAAAGGUGACAAAAAUGAAAUUGCCUUUUAGACAUUUCAUUUGAAUAUUGAGAUUAUUUGAGUAUAAAAUUUGCAAAGUUUUCCCUCACUUAACAUGGCCAAUUUAAUAAGAAAAUAAUACACAAGAUUUUUAUUUUGUCUGUAUAUUUCUAUAGACUGUAAAGCAACUGUGGAAAGUGAAAACAUCUCUAUGGUCACUGCAGACAGACCAAUCAAGUAGACAAACAUAAAGUACAAAUUAUUUGCUGCCCAGUAACAGAGAAAGUAAAUGAUCUACACCACUGCACUAAUUUGUUCUAAUGGAAAUGAAUUGAUUUGUGCCAGUGAGUUGCAGUUUUGGGAUAUUAUUCAAUUCAUCAAAGACACUAUCACAUCAGCGAUGCAGGAGUUAGAUUUUAUGAUAAUGUAGCUGCCAAACUCUUUUUUGGACACUGAAAUUGUACAAUGUAAAUUACUCUUUCCCCAAAAAAUAUUUUGACCCAUGCUGUUUUGCCUGUGUUUAAAGUCUCAAUGCAGUAGUGGAUUAUUGUGGCCUGUGGAACCAACACAGAGGAUCUGAAAUGGAGAUUAGCAUAAAACCUGCAUGCAGCAUAAAGGAUAUAUGCUCUCCUUAUAGAAGCUCUAUUAACUCUUUUAACUACUAUCUUUGAAAUACAUGUACAUGCAUUCUUUUGUUUGUCUUUUUGUUGGGUAAAACAAUCAGAUCUGGAAAAUAUCUCAUUUUGUAGAGAUGAUAUAUACUUAUUAUUUUGUUCAUUUCAACCUCCUUAAUAAGUUUUUUUUAAACAGCAUACCUCAUGUUGGUAACUCAUUGAUUUAAUUCUAAUCAGUUUCUUGCUACUGCACAUUUUGAAAGGAGUAGAACAUAUAUACGUAUAUGUAAGCAUCCUGUUGUUUCGUGAAUUUUUCCAUAGUGGACAGGAUUGACUGUUUCUUUUUACCUCAGUGAGUUUUUGCUCAUUACAGUGACCUGGAUUGUUUAGUCUCUUGGUGGAGGGGUCAGUGGAAGUAAUCUAAAUUAACUUUUACAUUGUUAUUCUGCAAUAGUAGUUAUGACCAAGUUUGGUAUCACUCAGAAGGUACCCCUGCUUCAAACAAAAAUCAUAGGAGAAACAGCAAAAAUGUUUCUGCUAUUGCUUAAUAACAGAGUCACAUUUUGAUAGAAUACCACUUUAACACAACCUAGAAGUACUAAGAAGGGAGUAGGGCUAAAAGGACAUCCUCCCCACACAGGUCAUACCUCUCAGUGCAGACAGCCAUUUCAAAAUUGUCUCUUCUCUACUCAGGUGCCCCAUUUUUGCAUGAAAUUGUAGAGGAUCAUGCCAGCAUAUACGACUCAGAUACAUGUCACUUGUUGUCAAAAAUAGCCUCAUUUUGUCCUUUGGGAAAGUAAAUCAAGGAAAACUCUUAUGCAUAAAUUAUACUUUGUUUUGUACAAAUCACUCAGUGUAUUUUCUGUCUCUCUGGCUGUUCUCAGUAGAUUCUGGUGCUUUGUGGUGAGCUGCUUCGUCCAGUGAUGUCACAUAAUUGUGCAUUUUUUGUACAUCUUCGAUAGUUUUGUGUGGACCAGCUCAGUUGUGCUUCUCAGAAUGUACAAGCACAGACUCAGAAUCUGUGGUCAUGUGCCACCAGCGACGCUCUGCAGCUACUCAGACACCUUUGAAAUCAUAAUGUCUCAAACAAGACCUCAUCCGUGUCAAAAGAUGCUACUGUAGGAGCUAAUUGUAGGAGCACUUAAUAGAUAAGCACUUAUUCUUGGGCCAUGAGCAACUGUGGACUGUCAUCUUUACAUCUCUAGAAGUGCAAUUUUCUUAGUCUGUAAAAUGGCAGAUGGAUUACUCAGUGUUAGUCAUGGCGACCGUAGCCAUGAUUUGUGAUAGAAACAUUGCUUGUUCAGAGGAACUGUCACAGGAUGGUUUGUAGAAUUAUUUCCACUGUGUUACAAUAUGUGAAAAUGUCAAAACUUACAGCAACUCUCAAACCACUCUUCUGUAAAUAAACAUUGAAAAAAGUA
Molecule: messenger RNA, 10242 nt
Organism: Micropterus salmoides (largemouth bass)
Lineage: Eukaryota; Metazoa; Chordata; Actinopteri; Centrarchiformes; Centrarchidae
Gene: igdcc4
Product: immunoglobulin superfamily, DCC subclass, member 4
Exons: 20
Coding region: 437-4195 (1252 amino acids)
Biological process (GO): cell-cell adhesion; axon guidance
Cellular component (GO): plasma membrane; axon
Molecular function (GO): protein binding
Source: RefSeq, a predicted model, not a curated record